ACUUGCAUGCAGACGACAUCGUCGUUUCAAAGUCAACAGUUUGGUUUCAUUUCUCCUACUGCUUGCUUGAUCAUCAAUUGUGGUUGUCACUGUUAUUUGUUAUUGUCCAUUCAGAGACAACUAAAGAAACAAAAAACAUUCAACUAUUUUCAGUAAAUAAUACUGGUAAUAACAAUAAGCUUCUCUGAAAGGUUAAUUUCUAAAUAACUGAACGGAUAAUAUUUUUUAACCAAAGGAAGAAAAGGGUUCCAUAAUACAAUAAUUUGUCAAAAUGUUUGGACGUUCCAUUCUUCAGGAAUUUCAAGAUGAUGAAUUUUUUGGGUUUCCCAAAACUCACAUGCGCAUGAUGGAUUUUGGAUUCAGUGGGCGAGAACACAUUAGGAAUCAACAGAGGUCUAAAAGCUGUGAACGUACUAACUGUAAAAAUGAUUUAGUAGGAUUUGGAUUAAAUGAAGACUAUUUUGGAAUUAAUGACAUCUUUAAUAACAUGCGUAGAAUGAUGGCUGGUAUGAAUCAUUCUCUGCAGAGCAAUAAAAUUGACCCAAAUGGGCACCAUUUUUCACAUUCUUCAUUUAAAACUUAUUCUAAAAUUGGUAAUAAUGCUCCAAAGACAUAUGAAGCAACGCAAUCUGUUACCACAGCACCAGGAGGUCUGAAACAAACAUAUAAAUUUGUUCGGGAUUCUGAAAGGGGAUAUGAUAAAAUGGCUGUUGGACGACAUAUCAAGGAGAGAGCAUUCGUAGAAGAAAGAAGCAGAAAUACAACAGGCUUAAUGGAAAGAAACAACCAUUAUAUUAAUAUGGAUGAAGGUGACAUGACAAACUUUUGUAAAGAAUGGCAACAGCGUACACUGAAAACUGGUAUAGAUAGACCAUGGUACAAACCAAUUAAUAGAAAUCCCAAACGACAAAUGAUCACAGAUGGCAUACAGAGAAGAAGCUACAGAACAUAGAUUUAAACAACGCAUGGAUCAAGAACAAUGAUGGAAACUUGAAUGAAUUCCUCUGCCAGCUUAAGAUAUGACUACUUGUUAUUUGAUCGACACAGAUUUUGAGCAGCCAGCAUCUAAGUCCACCUUCAACACUUUGAAAUCCUGGGCAACUGAAUUGUUGUGCAAAGCAGAGUAGAAUUGUUAAGAAACUAAAACACUUUUUUGUUUUAAAUAUAUUACUAAAAACUAUUUGUUGUAAAUUUUUCUCAAUUAAAACCUGCACCUUUUAUUAUAAUAAUUUUUUUUUUGCAAAUAGAUCCCUGUCAAUAUACACCUCUACCUACACUUCUAUAAAUUAAAUUUAAGCAGUUUCUCCAACUUUAUUAAUAAUUCCAUUUAUUUGAUUUUAUAUUCUGAAUGACUCUGGGUUUUAUCUCAUGCCAAUUCAUCCACUUAUUAUGUGGCAUUCUUAUAGCUAGUUUCUGUAUAAAUAGUAUCUUUUAAAUGGGGUAAUCAACUGAAAGAAAUUGUGUGAUCUUUGUUGUAAAACUUCUGGAGUUUCCUCUCAGAUAAAUUAGUACAUAACUGCUCAUUAGGGUUCAGUAUUUGAGGUACCCAUAUUAUUGUAACAGGAUUUGUUAUUUAAUUACCAUUUAAUAUCCUGCAGUUUCUAUUUGAUAGUAUUUUAACAUCUUAUCAUAUAUAGCUUUUCAAAUUUGAAAUCUCAGUAUUUAGCUUUCUGAGUCAAAAACAACUUUUAUAGCAUUUUUUUUUAUCUUUCUUAAAAAUAUGUAUCAUUAUGUUCUCGUAGAGGAAGUGUAUUCCAAAAUAUUUCUAAAUUUCUAUAAAUAUGUUACAGAUAAUAAUUAAAUAAAUUCUAUGUGAAUGCAUAAAUAAGACUGCAAUGAAAAUUAAUUUAUAUAUUUAGAUGAAAGUAAUUUAUUUCUGAAAAGACUAAUUUUAGUUUGGCAGAUCUUACUCAAAAUACCAUUGUGCUCUUUUAUAAGAGACUAACUAUUAGUAGAUAUAUUUGACACCAUCUUAUUGAUGUGUUUAAAUUAUAGUUGUCUACAUGUGGAUGUGUAUAAACCUGUUUUAUCAAAUUCCAUACAACCUAUUACAUUUGUCACAACUGGUUCUCUCAUAUCCUAACUGUAGCUAUCCAAUACAUUUGUUUUUAACCUAGACACCAUAGAUACACUUGUGGACUGUAGGUCUCUCAGAUAUGGCUCUUUCAAUCCUGACUCUAACUGCCUGCAGUUUGUGUUGGAUCAUUUAUUUUAGUCCAGCUGCUGCUCACCUCUUGAGUAUCUGACCAAAGUUUACUAGCUGUCAAUUGCUCUCUGUGUAUUUUACAAGACCUUGGUUUUCUCAGGAUUUCUCAUUGAAUAUUCUGGAUUACUCUCACUGAAUAUUAGAAGAACUGAACACUUUUUUUUAAAAUAUUUAUACUUCCAGUUAAAAAAAAAAAAUUUAAACUUGAAAAUAUUAGUUUUUUUUUAUUGAUCUUACAGAAAAAUACAUUUCCAUUUAGAUUUUCAAACACCUCCCUUAAUAUUUUUAUUGGCUGCUGUCAACUGUUUAGAGGUUUAUGAUUGCAACUCGAAUACCACCUAAAUACAGUAUGUGAAUGAAUUAUUAAUGUAUGAAUGAUAUCAGAUGAUUUUUAUCUUAUUUCUAUAAAAAAAGAAGAAAGAAAAUAAAAAAAAAAUAACUAGAAGAUUUAUUUUUCUUUCCAUCAGUCAAAAGUUAUUGAAACAAAGUGUGUUGCUUUUAAUAUAAAUUUCCUUCUUCAGUUUACAUAGUUUCUUUUACUGCUAUUGCCUUUGUUAUUGUGUUUCAUUGACAUUAGUUUGCAUGAGAAUCACUGUAAAUUCUAUUAAAUCAACUACUUUAACUAUUUAUUAUUAAUAUGUUUGAUAGUAUGUUGAAUGUUUCAUACUACUUCCCAAUGAUCAGUGUAAUAAAGUGAUCAGUUUUAAGGGAAGAGUUAGUGUGUAAUUACAUUAUUGUAUCAUUUGUUGCUGUUUAGCUUGUGCAUGUAACUGCAAUGCCAUGCUAUGUGUUGCAGCUGAAGAUAUUUCCUGUAUAUGAUUUUCAGAUAUUUUCUCUCAAAGUUCUGAAAGAAGCCAAAUGACUACUUUAUGGAAAGAACUAAUAAAUCUAACAUAACUAGACCAA
This is a messenger RNA of Octopus sinensis (East Asian common octopus), 3112 nucleotides long. Its product is annotated as myeloid leukemia factor 1. Gene Ontology annotation, biological process: regulation of DNA-templated transcription. The transcript has 6 exons. Gene Ontology annotation, cellular component: cytoplasm; nucleus. NCBI's taxonomy places the organism in Eukaryota, Metazoa, Mollusca, Cephalopoda, Octopoda, Octopodidae. Bases 272 to 952 code for a protein of 226 amino acids. The record is from RefSeq and is a predicted model, not a curated record.